UACACACGUGUACAUACACUGUUACAGCGGAGCUGGGGAAGAAACUUUCGUAGCGCUGUGCACAAUAGCAACUAGUGGCCGUAAUGAGACUUUGCUGCUGUUGCGCUUUGCAUUUGACUGCGCUCCGUUGUGCUGCACACACGUAACGCAAUUAUAACGGCAUCAGUUUACCCACUCUCACACACGCACACACAUACACACACGCGCGCAUUCAUGCAAAAGUGAAGUGAAAAAAGUGCUACACUUACUAUAAAUAGACGCAGUUUUAUUUUAUGCAUAAAUGCAUAAAUGAUGUUUUAAGAUGAUUAACCGAUCGUUACGUCAGAAGGGCAGCCACAGCAUGCCGUACGAGUCGAUGCACCAUCAUCAGUCGGCGGCCGCUGCCGUGGCCGCCGGCGUAGCGCCAAAUAGCAUGCUGGACUCGCUUAGCAUGCAGCUGCGCGAUGCGGAAAUGCGGCGCACCGAGAUCGAGCGGGCACAUCAGGAAACUCUGGCACAAAUACGCAAUUUAAGCGGAUGCGCUCGACCCGACACCGAGGCGGUGGAGAAUCUGCAGUCGCGUGCUCGUGAGCUGGAAAAGAAGGUGGCGCUGGAGAACGUGCGCUGCGAGGAGCUGCAGAUCGAGCUAACCGCCGCGCUUAAAGCCAAGGCAGGGCGGCCCAGUAACCAGAACAUGGCCAAUUGCCCCCCAACAUCAACCGCAGCAUCGCAACAUGGCCAAUAUCCAUGCUCAAGUAUACCAACUUCUGCGAGCAGUUCCACCGUCACAUGGGCACCGACAAUCAGCCACCAGGACCAAGGCUCCGAGAUCGAUAUAAUAAUGGCCAAGAUUGAGCAGGACAAUCGCGUUUUGGCCGAGUUGGAGCAACCGCGCACCUCGGCCAGCGCCAGCAUGUCAGCCUUGCAAAACAUGCCGCCCAGCUCCAUGAUGAAUACGGGAAACAGCGAAUUUAGAACCAUAUCAAAGAGUGAACUUGAAGAAGAACUGAAUCGAUACAAACGCGCCGUAUUGGGCGGCGCAUCGGGUGGCGGAGUUUCCGCUCUAUCGUCCGGCUACUCGAGCCUGCCGCAAUCGCUGGCCUCCACGCUGGGCAACGGAGCUAGCACCAGCCUGAGCGGCACGAGCGUUGGCUCGCAGAGCGCUGCUGCCGCCGCCGCGGCGGGUGUUAGUGGUGGCGGUGGUGGUGUUGGCGGCGCUGGUGGCUUAUCAUCCAUAUCGGCCCUGAUGCCCAACUCAAUCAGCGGCAUAUCCUCGAGUCUGAGCAGUCAUGCCCUGCAAUCAAUGAACGCGUCUGCCUACGGCGGCGGCCAGACCUCCGUUGAGAAGCUGCUGAGCGGAACUAGUGGAAUAACUGGCAUUCCACCAUUGCCGGUAAAUAUUCACACGAUGAAGGCUAUGCCAACGGCAUUAAGUCAGCGCGGAACAAUACAACUGUACAAUUUACAGAGCACAACCAUGCCCCUCCUGUCACUCAACUCGCAUAAUCUGCCGCCUGGCGGCUCAACCAGCUACUCGGCCCUGGGCCUGAGCGGCGGCAGCGGCGUAGUCGGCUCCUCGCUGACCCAUCCCACCAUGAGCAACAUCAACAUGCUCGACACGAGCGCCCUGCUUGGCCUCGGACCGGCCGGCGGUGGCAUCACGGGAGCCACAUCUCUCUACGGUCUGAGUGGUGGUGCCACCGGUGCCCUAGGCAGCGCAUACGGCCCGCCGUUUAUGGAUGCUGCAUCGAGCGCCUCGUAUCCAUUCACGUCGGCCGCACUGCGCCAGGCUACCAAGAUGAAAAUGCUGGACGAGAUUGAUAUUCCUUUGACGCGCUACGGCAAUCGCAGCUCACCGUGCUCGCCCAUUCCCGUGGGCCACAGCAGCUGGGGCCUGGACGAGUUCACCGAUGGCCUGGGCACCUCCCUCAUGCACAAUCGCAGCGGCCUGGCGCUGGGCGCCCUUGACCUGGACACUCGCAAUCAUGGGCUGAACGGCGCCAGCGAGCCGCAGGUUGACAUGUUGGACAUACCGGGCAAGGGACGCUGUUGCGUCUUCAUUGCGCGCUUUCCCUACGAUCCGCCAGAGGAAGCUGAGGGCGAGCUGUCGCUCUGCGCCGGCGACUAUCUGCUGGUGUGGACUAGCGGUGAGCCGCAGGGUGGCUAUCUGGAUGCUGAGCUCUUGGAUGGACGACGCGGCUUAGUGCCCGCUUCGUUUGUGCAGCGACUUGUGGGCGACGAUUUGCUGGAGUUCCAUCAGGCGGUGUUGUCCACGUUGCGCGACGCCGAAGAUGGCUCCAUGCAGUGCGACACAACGUCGCUGCCUUCCUUGCCGCCGCACAACCCAUUGCUCACACACACGCACGAGGAACUGGCACGUUUGAGUGAGACGCACACCGAUCUGGAGCACGACCAGGACGACAUUAGCGAUAAUGUUCCAGCUCCGAAGCACUUGACGCUGGAACGGCAGCUUAACAAGAGCGUGCUCAUUGGCUGGUCGCCACCGGAGCCGGUGGGCUACAAUCUGAUUGACAGCUAUCACGUCUAUGUAGAUGGUGUGCUCAAGGUCACGGUGAAGGCCAACGAACGCACACGCGCUCUGAUUGAGGGCGUCGACUCCACGCGGCCGCAUCGCAUCAGCGUGCGGAGCGUUACGCAAACCCGUCAGACGUCCAGGGACGCCGCCUGCACAAUGAUCAUUGGGCGAGACACUUCGCACUUGGGCCCCUCGGCGGUGCGCGCCUCGCACAUAACGUGUUCCUCGGCGGUUAUCUCAUGGCUGCCAGCCAACUCCAACCACCAGCACGUGGUGUGUGUGAACAAUGUGGAGGUGCGCACCGUCAAGCCGGGCAUGUAUAGGCACACAAUAACCGGGCUCGCGCCCAGCACCCAAUACCGGGUGACUGUGCGCGCCAAGCACUUGCGUGCGGUUGGCCAGCAGACGCCGCAGGCACCGGGCCGACCCGGCCAGGAGGAAGCACCCGGCGCCUAUGCCGAUUUUCGCACACUGACCAAAGGCUUGCCUGAUCCCCCACAAGACAUCCAAUUGGAGGCUGGUCCUCAGGAUGGCACCAUUCUGGUGACAUGGCAGCCGGUUAACCGACCCACGUCCACGGGGCCCGUAACCGGCUACGCUGUGUACGCCGAUGGUAAGAAGGUGACCGACAUCAACUCACCUACGGGCGAUCAUGCACUCAUCGACAUCGGCAAGCUGGGCGUCUUCAAUCCCCGGGCCGUCACCAUACGCACCAAAUCUCGCGAUUCACAGUCGGCGGACAGUGCACCCAUCUUAAUACCAAACAACGUGCGCAAUGCUGUCGCUCGCCGGGGACCAAAUCAAAUGGGCAUGGGUCCGCAGCUGCCACAGCAGGGCCUCCACGGCAUGCCCAUGCAGCAGCACCAGGGCAUGCCCGGACAGCAGCCGCACAUGGGCGUCGGCCAGCAGGAUCACACGCAGUACGAUCCCAACCAGAUGCAGCAGCAGCAGCCGGGCCAGCUGCCGAACCAGCAGCCGGGUCAGGCCCAGCCGGGUCAUCAGCCCGACGGAAGCUCCGGCUUGUUAGGUGGCCUGCUCGGUGGCCUCUUCUCGAAACCCACACAGAGUCAAGUGAACCAGAAUGGCUAUCCGCCGACUGCACCACAGCGCGGCAUGGUGCCAGGACGACCCCAGGGACCACAGCAGCAGCAGCAACAGCAACAACAACAGCUGCAGCAGCAGCAGUACGGAGCACAGGGAGCACGCUUUCGUGGCCCAGUGCCGGGCCAGAUGCAAGGUCAGAUGCACGGCAUGCAGGGUCAAAUGGCCGGGCAAAUGCAGGGUCAGAUGCCUGGCCAAAUGUCCGGGCAGAUGCAGGGGCACAUGCAAGGUCAGAUGCAGGGUCAGAUGCAGGGUCAAAUGGCGGGCCAAAUGCCUGGCCAAAUGCCGGGCCAAGUGCAGGGUCCGCGUGGUGCACUCACCCAGCAACAGCAACAACAGCAGCAGCAGCAACAGCAGCAGGCGCAGCAGGGUCAAAUGCUGCCCGGUCAGCAAGCGGGUCAGCAGCAGCAGCAGCAAAUGCCCGGGGCGCAGAAGAAGCCGCGCUACUUUGUGGCCAUGUUCGACUACGAUCCAUCCACAAUGAGUCCUAAUCCAGAUGGUUGCGACGAAGAGCUGCCCUUCCAAGAGGGCGACACAAUCAAGGUGUUUGGUGAUAAGGACGCCGACGGCUUCUAUUGGGGCGAGCUGCGCGGCCGUCGCGGCUACGUGCCGCACAACAUGGUCAGCGAGGUGGAGGACACCACUGCCCAGAUGACCGGCGGGCAACCAACUGCAGGGGGCACCGGCCAGGUGAUGCCCGGCCAGAAUGCGCCGCAGCAGAGCAUGCGCAACGUGAGCCGCGAUCGCUGGGGCGACAUCUAUGCGAAUAUGCCCGUGAAGCGAAUGGUCGCCCUCUACGACUACGAUCCCCAGGAGCUAAGUCCGAAUGUGGAUGCCGAGCAAGUGGAAUUAUGUUUCAAGACGGGUGAGGUCAUACUCGUUUAUGGUGAUAUGGAUGAAGAUGGUUUCUACAUGGGCGAACUGGACGGUGUUCGGGGCUUGGUGCCAUCCAAUUUUCUGGCCGAUGCGCCCGAUCAGUACAACAAUCAAAUGGGACCUGGCGGCGCCGCCGGGCGUGGCAGUCUCGCUCAACGGGGCAGGGGUCAGGGGCCCGGGGCCAGGGGACCGCCGCCGCCGCCCCGCGACAACAUGAUGCCCGGCGUGGCUGGGCAGCGUGGCGCACAAGGCAAAAAUGCUCGCCCUGCUUCCCCUACACUGUUAGACAACACGGGCCACCCUGCCCCCGAUCACCAAACGCAGAUGAUCGGUCGCGUUGGUAAUGUUGGCAUGCAGCAGCAACAACUCCAGCAGCAGCAGCAACAGCAACAACAGCAACAACCUUAUGGUCAGCAACAGACGCAAAUGGGACAACAGCAGCAGCAGCAGCAACAACAACAGCAACAGCAACAAAUGGGCAUGGGACAAAGUGGAAUGAUGGGAAUGGGCCAACAGCCGAUGGGCAUGAUGGGCGGACAGACGCAGCAACAGCAGCAAAUGGGACAACAGAUGGGCGGCAUGGGCGGCAUGGGUCAAAUGGGACAGAUGGGACAAAUGGGACAAAUGGGACAGAUGGGACAAAUGGGAAUGGGUCAGCAGCAGCAACAGGUGCCUGUGACGACGCAGGCGCCAACAGGCGGACUCUUCUCGGGGGCAACUAGCCUGCUCUCUGGUGCUACUUCGGCUGCCACCGGUGGUCUAUUUGGUUCGAAGCAACCGCCCAAAACGGAUCCAAUGCAACCACCUGGUGGUGCGCAGCCAACGCAGCAACAAGCAAACGCCUUCGGUGCCCAGCAGAUGACUCCAGGCAUGCAGCAGCCCGGGAUGCAGCAACAGCCCGGCAUGCAACAACAGCCCGGCAUGCAACAACAACAACAACAAGUGCCACCGCAAGCCCAGCCGCCGCCCCAAGGACCGGGCGCCGGUCUGCUGGGCGGCCUCAAGGGCAUCGCAGCAGCGGCGCCCGGCGGCGACGUCCUGUCGAAAGGCAAAGAUCUGUUUGGUAAAUUCGGGUUCGGCUUUGGCAAAUAACCCUGGUCAUUCCAUAGGGUCCUGUUAUAUUAUUCGUAGAUUAGAUCUAUUAUUAUGAUUAUGCUAUUGAUUACGAUUACUAAGCUAAUAUAUACAUAUAUGUAUAUAUAUACAUAUACGUAUACACAAUUAUACAAAGAUAAAGUUAAAAGAAAAGUGAAAAUGGAAAUGGAAAUGGAAAUGGAAACAAAUCAAAGAAUCCCCCAGUCCACUGUGAGUCUGUGUAAAUGAUGUUGUACUGUUGAUAUGAUGAAUGCAACUAAUAGAGCUAAUGAUAUUUUUUAUUAAUACAAUUGAUAGAAAUAUUGAUAAUACUAAAAAGCUAAACACAGACAGGGACAACAUCUACCAGGAGAAAAUGCAUAAAUUGUUGUAUAAUUGAUUUAAUAUAUUAACAAAUUUCCAAUUUAAAUAAAUUGCUAGCAAAGAUAAUGAAAUUGAGAUAUAUAUAUAUGAAUUGAAAAUACAAACAGAUGAAAAAUAGAUAAAUGCAUGAAGAGCUCCAUUGCGACUUCACAUACACCAACAGACACCCACACACACACAACCACACACACACUUAUAUAUACAUCUAAUAAGGCAAAUGAUA
Molecule: messenger RNA, 6173 nt
Organism: Drosophila arizonae
Lineage: Eukaryota; Metazoa; Arthropoda; Insecta; Diptera; Drosophilidae
Gene: Rbp
Product: RIMS binding protein
Biological process (GO): neuromuscular synaptic transmission
Molecular function (GO): protein binding
Source: RefSeq, a predicted model, not a curated record